AUGGCACUGUGCAUCGGUAAAACUUUCCAUUUUGUGUAUUUGAGUGGUUGUUGCCAAAAUGAAGACAGUUCAGAAGUGCGUAAUUCCUGGCUGCGAAAAUCGUUCCGGUGUAGCCGGCUACAAAGUAAAUUUUUUUCCGUUCCAUCUACCAUCUACUUGAAAGCUACCGCAGUUCCGUCCAAGAAGAUUAGUCGGAUAAUAAAGCUUCCACGAAGGGAUUUAAAGAAGCUAAAUUUGCCAAUCCACUUAGAAGAUCAUAAUUAUAGUGAGUAUGCCUGCCCACCGCGGAGUAACCGGAUAUGUUACGUCGAAGGAUGUCGAUCGAAAACGGAAGGGGACAUAAAACUACAUAAGUUUCCUGGUCGAAAAGAUGUUAGAUUCAAGGAGUGGAUACGAGUUUUAAAGUGUUCUAAACUACCUACGGCGAACUCUAAAGUGUGCAGUUUACACUUCUCGAAAUCUAAUUAUUUUCCCGGUGGAUCACGUUUAAAACGAGACGCCAUUCCAUCGUUGAAUUUCUCAAAUACAACUACCGGCUCGGACUCAACAAGUUCUUCUGAAGUUAGCCUCACGCACGGUUCUACCUAUUGCCACGAAGAGGACCAAGCGAAGAAAAAUACUUCAAGUGACCGGAUUUCGGAGAACCAAUCCACGCAUGUGCCGGUUUUCGUGGUGGAUUCGUGUGAGGAUCAUAACGAUGGUGAAAUCGGUGGAAAUAGAUCAAAUGAUUUUGCGGUUGGCCAGAGCUUUCAAGAAAGUCAAAUUUUAAACGAUACCCUACUGCUUGACACAUCUCAGCUUUCGAUAAAUACACCGAUUGCGGAGAGCACCGCUAAAAAACCACCUGCGGAAAAAGAUAGUUUGCAGAAUUCAGUUAAGGCAACGGUGGACGAUUGGAAGCUAGGCUGUUCAUGUAAAGCUGGGACGGCGAAGUGUAAGCACAUUAUUGCUUGCCUUCUUUACAUUUAAUUGCAUAUUAUUCGGCAACUCGGCCGUACGAAAACCAUUUUUUUGUUAAAUAUCUUGGCUGUGCAUAUGCACAGCAUAUGUUUCGAGUUGCCGAAUAAUAUGCAAUUAAUUGUAAUCAAGUGUCGGUCUUUCACCGUCAUUAGUCGUCUGAGUACACGCGACCGCUUACGUUAAAGGCAAUCAAACUCAUCAAAUGCUUUAGCCAAGCAAGCCUUUGGCACAGCAGAGUGCGAUUGAAUUCGCAUUCUAUACCGUCCCGCCCAGACAGUUACUGGGGGGCAUGGAGUGCGAUCCUCUCGUUUAAUAAACAAUGUGCACUCGCUUGGCUGUGGAUAUACAAUAGUAAAGCGCAUGUGGAGAUUGGACAAAUCAAGCAUCCGAAAGAUAUUCAAUUUGCAAAAAAGAGAGCUAACCGCGGUGGAGGUUGGUACUCGGAUUCUGAUGGCUUUUCCGCAAACGUGACCUUUAAGUCACAGACAAACAGACGUAACAGCUAGAACAAUUUGUUUUGAAAUCCAUCGCCCAGCUAUUUUAUCACCACCUAACGUGCAUGUUGUACGAAACAAAGUUUAGUACAAGGGGUGUCUCACUGGUAAUGAUCGCAGCGAAUUUCAAUCGAAAUAAAGUCGAUUUGAAGCGAAUGGAUUCAUAGGUACUGUUUGAUCAAUAUUGCAACACACCUUCUUCGACACUCAACUGUAAUUGUUUGUCUAAGCAAGCGUGGAUUUCGCUUGUUACCAAUGACAUCAAUGAGGUUGUUUAUUUUUCCAACAACAAAGUUGGGGCAUAACUUACGAGUUGAAAAUUAUUGUUUAUAUCAUUAAUAAUGAAUUUUCUUAUUUCAGAAUGACUAGGACAAGAUGGCAAGAAGAUAUUUGGACUGGUGCUUGUACAGCUUUGGAUAUAUACGUAUGGCGUAUGAAUUUACUAAAGUGUUUUGCGAUAGCUGAUUUCAGAUUAUUCUACUAACUGAAACCAAAAAAAUAGAAUAAAUCUGUCCAUUGAAUUUUGUCCUGAAUUUUGGGACAAUUUGAAAAAUAUUCCAUCUCCUUUUGUGAAGUGCAAGAGUCUGUCGUUCCCCAACAGCUUCGUGCAAAGUUUGAUGGUUUGAAGGCAGUGCUUAGAGCUAAUACUGACGAGAACUAGACACCGUUGACCUCAUUCACGAUGCUUUCCUAUACGCAUGUUUCAAGGCCCAAUGUUAGAAAAUUAAACAGCUAACAAAAAUCAAAACCAGCGAUUUUAGUUUAAUUUUAAGCGGUUUAAUUAUCUGGAACUAUCACUUCUUCGGAAUGCACAGAUGAAUUGUCAGUAACACCUCCCUUUUGAAUAAAUCCCCCCAACAAGACACAAAUUCCAAACAUUCUUUUUUCCACAGGCUUCAGUUUUGUAAGCUCCCAAUAUGCGCGAUGACGAGGACGUGCAAAUAACCUUUUCCUUGCACGCUGUAAUUAAUAUACGUUUCCUUCGAACCAGGAACAAAUAAUUUAUUUGUUCCUGCUUCGAACUUUUUACGUGUAAAUAUUUUCUCUUCAUGAAAUAUGUUUACUAUUUACCACUGUCAUCGUGCGAUUUGACAGAUGGUUACGUUGACAUUCGUUACGUUGCAAGAAUCAGCAACUACAUUUUCCAUAGUUUUGAUUUAAAUCGAAACAAAGUCGCUUCGGUUGCUUGGUUAAUUUUUAGCAGAUAAAUUCAAUUUAUUCUAUGUGAGACACCCCUUGGUUUAGUACGACAAUGUCAACAGAAGGCGCUAGUGUGAGAUGUCAAAUACAAAGGUAUACGAUGCGCGCGCCCCUGGAUGUGAAACUCGCAAGCAGUUGAAUUUAAAACGACCGUUGAUCUCAUGGUCGAUGGGAAUUUCCUCAGUGUUACGUCUGUUUGUCUGUGUUUAAGUGGUCUUGUUGUGUAGGGGUUAUCACGCCUAUCUAGAGCAAGAUGAAUACACAGCUAGGUGUUGCAAUCUGUCAAGUUUAUGGACGAGAAGAAGGCGGGGGUGAAAAAUUCAUUUUCGGUGCAAAACAUAAACAAACCGGCUGGCUCUCCCAUACUAAAAUCCAAGAUGGCUGAAUCGUGAAUUUGGCAGAUUGGAACACCUAGUGGUGUAUUCAUCUUGAUCUAGAGAGUAGGAGGUUGAGGGUUCGAGUCCCUCCAAGACACGUGGAUUCUUUUUCGCAAAUUUCAUAUCAAUUUGUCCAUUUCGAAACAUAUGCUGUGCAUAUGCACAGCCAAGAUAUUUAACAAAAAAAUGGUUUUCGUACGGCCGAGUUGCCGAAUAAUAUGCAAUUAAAUGUAAAGAAGGCAAGCAAUAAUGUGCUUACACUUCGCCGUCCCAGCUUUACAUGAACAGCCUAGCUUCCAAUCGUCCACCGAUGAUCCCAAGUUGAGAUUAACUUGGUGCGGAGAAUGACCCGGAUGAGAACUUUGUGUAACGUAUGCUGUGAUAUGGACAUUACUCGAAUUGAAUGUUCGAUAUCCAAGACAAACUAUAUGGUUUGCAUUGAAAACCGCAAAUCCUUCCUUGAUUGGCCGUACAGAGUCACCAACGUAAUCAAGAAUGUCGACGAUAGUAACUUCGACAUCCCGAUCUUCGGUACCUGAAAUUUGAACAAAAUAUACUAACCUCAAAUUGCACUAAAUGAAACCGGAUCUCAAUUAUUGCAUACAAUAACACGAAUAUUUGAAUCUCAAAUACGCAUAUGACAAAGAAAACUAUAAUUUCUACCUUUUGAACUGGUUUCCAUUUGCUGCAUCCUGGAUUUAUCAAACGAAAAAGGAUUAUUUCACUCAGCACCGUAUCGCUGCAAUCUAUGGAAAUUAAACUUCUAAUCACUUCGUCAAUUACACAACUGAAAUGUAGAUGUCGCCACCAUAGGUUUAUGUAUUGCAUUUGAAUGCCAAUUGUGCUGAUAAAUAUGAUUAAAAUUUACCGUGUUUUACUUUUUAGCGCUAGUGUUCACUCCGAAUUGCUCCUAGGCUCACUCCUA
Messenger RNA from Armigeres subalbatus, 3956 nucleotides. RefSeq lists its product as uncharacterized. Gene Ontology annotation, molecular function: sequence-specific DNA binding. The coding region runs from base 1 to 969 and encodes 322 amino acids. The transcript is spliced from 3 exons. Lineage: Eukaryota; Metazoa; Arthropoda; Insecta; Diptera; Culicidae. The record is from RefSeq and is a predicted model, not a curated record.